AUCAGCCUCCAUAAUUUUCAUUAUGGAUCCAUAACUACGCCAAUUGUCAGUAACCAUGUCCUCUCCCUCUUGUCCUCGUCCUCACCCUCGCCUUCUCCCACCCGCGCGGCGAUAGCACCGUCGUUUCGCCCAGAUUGCCGCCCCAGCCCCCGCUUCUGCCUCCUCGCUCCUUCGUGCUCUGCACCAUCGAUCAUUCAUCCUUGAGCUGAUGUGUAUCGGACAAAGCAUACUGCCUCCAGCCCACACGUGAGAUCGCCCGAAGCUCCAGAUUCCCGUUUACUGUACGCCGAUAUAAAGCAUGGGCGACGAACACACCGCCGCCUCGUGCACGGAGGCUCUACAGACCGCCCACCCUCCGCCCCCAACGUCCAAGGUUGGAACCCCCAGCAAGUUACCACCCCGUGAGCUACCUGGCACCGCCGACAGUGCUUCCACCAUCCUCACGCAGCCCGCUCACAGCCCCCAGUACCUCGGUCGCAAGACCCUCCCGAUAAAGCGCGGCGACGCCGAACCUCUCACCAGGGAAGACCUCCAGUAUGAUCUUCUCUAUUACAUCUUUGCCGAUCGCACCGUGGCCUUCGUCGACUUCCUAGCGCCGGGGAAGCCUCUUGUUAAUUUCUGCGAUCUCUACGUCAAUGCCCUCUACAACUCCAGCAAGUGUUCAAAGGUGCUCAAAGACAAGAUGGUCGAGACGCCCGCGUUUGCCAUCGAGUUUGCAAAGAUUUCCCUCCUCACCAACGUCGGCAGAAUAAACACCACCAUGGCCUUUUUUCCCGAGAUGAAGACGGCUUUGCGCAGCUAUCACCCCGUUCCAUCUCUUCAGAAGACCGACGGGAACCUUCAAGACGCUCCUCGCAUCAAGAACUGUCUGAAAGCCGCUCUGUUGCCUUCCGAAUUUAAGGGUACGCCGCCCUCUUCCCCAUUGGAGAUCCUAGAAAAGGCGCGCGCCGGGCAGAUCCCACCCACGAGCGUUGUCAACCUUAUAUUCGUGUUGGCCAAUUCCAACAACUCUCAGCAAAUUGCGCACAGUCAUUUUGAUCCGCCAGUCGAGUUCCUUGACUUGUUCCUCCCCGUCAACCUCUCCUCUAACUCUAGGGCCAAAGCCUUCCUGUGGCUCAUGUUUCACUAUCUCCAAGGGCCUGACAAGCCGAACCCCUUUGACGACGAUUAUUCACGGGCGAACCCUGGCAAGGUACCGCGGCUGCGUCACCUCACUCCAGAGGAGAUGGCGCGAGAAAACGUCGACCCUGCAGAUGAGAUCGAAUGGGGGCGGAGGAUGAGCACACAGCGGAGCAAGUUCCUCAAGGAGCUUGUUGACGAGAUGGAGGCAGAGAAGAAGAAGGCGCGCGAGCCACAGCCGGCGCCGAUGCCCGCACCAACGACGUCCACCUUUUCAGUGCGUGAAUAUGGUCCGUCGAGGCGCAGCCGCCCGCCGCACUAUCCUGCAUCAACGUCUGGGGGCAGCCGCGGCUCGUCGCUCUCGCGCAGCGAGUUUCCUGUGCCCCCUCAUGUGGUGGAGUCGGCGCCCCGACAACCGCCUAGGGCGCCGCUAUAUCAGAGGGACGCGUCCGAUUCUAGUCUGACUCAGGAGCGAAGCAUGUUGGAACAUGCCUGGCACAUCGCUGCUAGCACGGACCCGCUGAAUGACUCGGAUGAAGAACAAGACGAGCAUGUAAGACUCGACUACAACCGACGACUCCGUGUUCUGUCGCGGCUACGAGGGAAGGAGCCCACACCGGAGCCGGAAUCCGAGCCCGUCGCACCGCCGUCUGGGAUGCAGCCUUCGCAGCAGUUCACUCAGCAGACCACACCCCCCAGCGGGUCAGAUGGUGCGACCGGACGGCUAUCCCAGGUCCAAUCCUGGCGGUAGUGUCAUUCCUGCUGCAACAAUUCUCGACGGCCGAUCAUCUGCGGAAGGUUGCCCCAUCCGUUGGAAUGUGGCCGUUGAUGCUGCCAUUUUUGCGCGUUCAUUGGGUUUGCGUGUUCUGUACAAUUUCAACCAUGUCUUCCUGUCGGGCCUAGUCUACUUACACGGCAUAAAACUGUAACCAUGUACCACCGGCCUUUGUCUCUAUCCGUCAAUCUCACUUCCUUCCUCGCUCUCGCGAACGAGCGCGCUCGUCCCACGCACCCUGAACGCCAAUGGUUUGACACUACCGAACAUCGUAGUCUUUCUUCCAUCUUGCCUGCAUCACCGGCCAAGUACUCUCACCAAGAACGUCACACAGGGUUGACAUUGACAGUUAGCCGCCGCCGUUUGCCUUGCCUUGUAAUUUGCACGCAUGCAUAUUAUUUGUCAAUCAUAGGGCAC
Molecule: messenger RNA, 2311 nt
Organism: Rhodofomes roseus
Lineage: Eukaryota; Fungi; Basidiomycota; Agaricomycetes; Polyporales; Fomitopsidaceae
Exons: 9
Coding region: 299-1870 (523 amino acids)
Cellular component (GO): Ino80 complex
Source: RefSeq, a predicted model, not a curated record